Molecule: messenger RNA, 1285 nt
Organism: Anopheles coustani
Lineage: Eukaryota; Metazoa; Arthropoda; Insecta; Diptera; Culicidae
Product: L-dopachrome tautomerase yellow-f2-like
Exons: 4
Coding region: 1-1278 (425 amino acids)
Cellular component (GO): extracellular region
Source: RefSeq, a predicted model, not a curated record
AUGUUGCUGCUGGGGCUGGUGGCCCUCGUGUGUGGUUUGUUUACCGUCGGGCCGGCAACGGCCGAGAAACUGCAGCUCGUGUACCAGUGGUCACAGAUGCGGUCCACCGCCAACCGAUCGGGGUCGGAGAUCGUAAUGUUCACGGGGAAUACCGUACCGACGGAGGCAAGAGAUGAAUACAACGCGUACGGAAAUCUACCGAUGGGAGUGACGCACUAUAAGGGAUUCCUGUACGUUACCAUUCCACGCCGCCGAACGGGUAUUCCUGCUACGCUGAACCGGAUAGAUUUGGCCCGCAAUCCGUCCGUGAGCGGGCCCGCGCUGGAACCAUAUCCGAAUCUGCUGGCCAACUCGCUACGGACUGACUUUGCCGCCGAUCCGAAGCGAAUCGUGUCCGUGUACCGUACCCAGGUGGAUCGGUGCGGUCGGUUAUGGUUUGUGGACACGGGCCACCUCGAGUAUCCGGGCGGUGCGGCCCGCCAGGUACAACGGCCCGCCCUCUGGGUCAUCAAUCUGGCCAGCCAGUCGAGUGUGCGACGGUUCGAGAUCCCGCCGGAGAUGGUCGAAUUCGGGUACGGCAUCCCGAACAUCGAGGUGGACGUAAGCGCAACCGACUGCGAUCGGGCGUACGCGUACAUUCCCGACUACGAGUGGCAACGGCUGUAUGUGUACGGGCUGACCGAGAACCGGAUGUGGCGGUUCGAGCACAACUACUUCUCGUUCGAGCCACGGUACGGCGAUUUCAACGUGGCGGGCAGUCGCUUCGUGUGGCGCGAUGGCAUCUUCUCGGUGGCCGUCGGUGGCCGGUGGCAGCAGAGUGACACCGAGCGGGCCGUCUAUCUGCACUCGAUGGCGUCGACGAGCGAGAUCGUCGUCUCGAACCGGGUGCUGCAGAACGAAACGCUGGCCGGCCUGGGCAAUGGGGUAUACGCGAGCGCCUUCCUCCACCUGGGAUCGCGUGGUCCGAAUACGCAGAGCACGAGCCACGCGUACGAUCCGACCACUGGGGUGCUGUUCUACGCCGAGGUCAACCGCAAUUCGAUCGGUUGCUGGAACACGAACCGUCCCUUCACUCCGGACAACCAUGGUAUCGUACAUCUGGACAACGAGGAGAUGAUCUAUCCGGCGGAUUUGAAGAUUGACACCGAGGGCACCCUGUGGGUCAUUUCAAACCGCCUGCCGAUCUGGAUCUACUCCCGGUUAAACACAACCGAUAUAAACUAUCGCAUCUGGCGUCAGUCGGCAUUCAAAGCGGCCGCCGGCACGAUUUGUGAAUAACGUUAAG